GCGGCGAGGUGUCAAGAGGAGGCGGCGCCCAGUCCAUCGCCGCCGUGCCCGUGCUCGCACACCCGCCGCCACCAUGGUCGUCAGCAAGGAGACGCCCGUCUUCUUCGUGAGGCCCGCGUCGUCGGCGACGUCCACCAUCGAGCAGGACAAGGAGCUGAAGCAGCGCAUGGGCGCCUUCGGCGUGAUCGACGCGUCGCCGUCCAUGCUCAGGAUCGCGACGCCCCUCAUCGUGGUGUCGGCGCUGCUCGGGCUGGCGCCGGUGCAGCCCGCGUCGACGUCGUCAGCCGUGGCCGACGCCAAGACCGACAGGAUCGCCGGGCGCGCGCGCCCGCACGUCCUCGUCAGGAGCGUGUGGCUCGAGGUGUACUCCAUCGUCAUCCUGGGCCUCAUCACCGUCUCCAGCUACUUCGUGUUCAAGGCGUCCGGCGACGAGUCGCUCAAACUCAACUCGCUCGCCAACGUGCUCACCUACGCCUCCGGGCUGCUGACGGCCUCCGUGUCGGUGCUGGUGCAGGUGGCCACCCUGUGGACGACCAAGUCGGCCAUCGACAGCGUGGAGGGCCUGCUGGACUGCGAGGAGGAGACGCAGACCAUGACCCCGGCCCGGGUGCGCACCGCGCGCAUCUGGGUCGCCGUCCAGUUGCUGCUGUGGGCCACCGUGUCCGUCGUGUUCGCCGUGCACCACGUCUUCUUCGAGGUGCCCAGCCAGCUAACGCAGCUGUCAUUCUGCUACCGCGCCUACUCCGUGUCGCGCCCCUUCAUGCACAUGUCGUGCAUGCAGUUCGCCAACCAGGCCCACGCGCUCUCCCUGCAGCUCACCUCCAUCAACGACCGCCUGCUCACGAUGCUGGGCCCGGUGUCGGCCGGGCUCACGCCGCGCACCCUGGAGAUGUGGAGCCGGCUCGGGGACGCGGCCAACCCGCUGCGCCAGCCGCCGCUGCACCCGGACGUCGAGGCCGCGGCGCUCGAGACGACGCGCGAGCUGCGCCUGCUGCACCACAAGAUGCACGUGAUCGCGGGCUACCUGCAGUCCGCGUACGGGCCGCAGAUGCUGCUCGUGCUGCUCAGCACCCUGCUCGACUACACCACCAUGCUCUUCAUCCUGCUGGCGCGCAUCGAGAUCGACGCCGUCGGCCUCAUCAUCGGCACCACCCACGUCCUCGUCAUGUACCUCGUGCUCACGUCGGGCAACAUGGUGCGCCAGGAGGCGCAGCGCAUGGGAGAGAUCCUGCAGCGCGGGCUGGUGCACCGGCGGCUGAGCGAGCGGCUGGUCGAGGAGUUGCAGGACUUCUCCCUGCAGCUGGUGCGGCUGCCCACGCGCCUCUCGGCCUGCGGCCUCAUGUACCUCGACUACAGCAUGAUCCAGGGCGCCGUCGGCACCGUCACCACGUACCUGGUCAUCAUGCUGCAGUUCCCCAACAACACUGGCGGCGCCGCCAAGGCCAACGGCACCGAGUCGACGCCCACCUACACCACCGAGGGCGGCCGUACCUAGGGAUUUUAAUUUCCCCCCCAAAAGUGUUUUUAAGAAAAUUUUCAGUAAUUUUUUAAAAUUUGAAUUUCUCUCCUGAGAAUUGUCAUUUUUUUCUUCAGUUUUUCUGGAAAUAUUUCAAUUUGUUCCUAUUUUGUCUGGACAAGUUUCGAAGUUUUCCGGAAAGAGUUUAGACUUUAAAAUCCCUAGCCGUACCUGAGUUAUAUAUUUGUAACAGAAAACAUAAACAGGGCGGGGUGACGCAG
This is a messenger RNA of Frankliniella occidentalis (western flower thrips), 1737 nucleotides long. RefSeq lists its product as uncharacterized. The record is from RefSeq and is a predicted model, not a curated record. Gene Ontology annotation, biological process: sensory perception of taste. The transcript has 5 exons. NCBI's taxonomy places the organism in Eukaryota, Metazoa, Arthropoda, Insecta, Thysanoptera, Thripidae. Gene Ontology annotation, cellular component: axon; dendrite; neuronal cell body. Bases 74 to 1495 code for a protein of 473 amino acids.